AUGAACAUAAAAAGCCAUGACACUGUAUCAGCUGCAGCACAGAGGACAGAGAAACAGCACCAGCUGAAGGAGACGCAGAGGUCGUUUCAGCAGAGGAUCCAGCAGAGAGAGAAAAAUCUUCAGCAGCUGAGAGAGGCUGUGGAGUCUCAUAAGCGCUCUGCACAGACAGCAGUGGAGGACAGUGAGAGGAUCUUCACUGAGCUCAUCCGCUCCAUUGAGAGAAGCCGCUCUGAGGCCACACAGCGGAUCAGAGAUCAGGAAAAGACUGCAGUGAGUCGAGCUGAAGGACGACUGGAGCGACUGGAGCAGGAGAUCAAUGAUCUGAGGAGGAGAGACGCUGAGCUGGAGCAGCUUUCACACACACAGGAUCACAUCCAUUUCCUGCAGAGUUUCCAGUCUCUCUCAGCUCCUCCUGACUCUACAGACGUAGAUGACGAUCCCUUCAGUUCUCUCUCCUCUUUUGAUGUCUUGAGAGAAUCUGUCCAUCAACUGAGAGACAAACUGGAGGAUUUCUGCAAAGAGCAGCUCAAGAAGAUUUCUGACAGAGCCACUUUCACCAAGAUUGCUCCCAGGACCAGGAACAACUUCCUACAAUAUUCCCAUCAGUUCACUCUGGAUCUGAACACUGUGAAUAAACGCCUCCGUCUGUCUAAGGGGAACAGAGUGAUUACUGUCACUAACACAGAGCUUCAGCCGUAUCCUGAUCAUCCAGAUAGAUUUGAUUAUUGUAUUCAGGUGUUGUGUAGAGAGAGUGUGUGUGAUCGAAGCUGUUACUGGGAGAUUGAGUGGAGUGGUGAUGUGUUUGGUGUGUUUGGUGUUUUUAUAUCAGUGUCAUAUAAGAGCAUCAGCAGGAAAGGACGUGGUAAUGAGUGUUGGUUUGGAUAUAAUGAUCAGUCCUGGAGUUUGUUCUGCUCUUCCUCCAGUUACUCAUUCAUACACAAUCACAUAGUGACUAAACUGCCUGUAAAGCCCAUCAGCAGUAGAAUAGGAGUGUAUGUGGAUCACAGUGCAGGAACUCUGUCCUUCUACAGCGUCUCUGGAGACACAAUGAUCCUCAUCCACACAGUCCAGACCACAUUCACUCAACCGCUCUAUCCUGGGUUUACUGUUGAGUAUGGAUCAUUGGUGAAACUGUGUUGAUGAAUCAGAAUAGACUGUAGAGAGAUUCUACCCAUAAUGCUUUGAGCUCAUGAUAAAUCAGUAACAGUGAGAUGUUAUAGAGUCUCUUAUUUUCUCUUCAUUACAUGACAUCCAUUUGACACAUUUCUCCAAAGUAAUGUAACUGCUCUCAAAACAGUUAACACAGUGAUCUAAACACACUCUUACCUCAGCCAAACAGUUCAACUUUAAUGCAAAAUAAAGCACUGCAUUUUUUCUAGUAAUGCAUUUAUUAAGUAAAAA
Messenger RNA from Megalobrama amblycephala (Wuchang bream), 1401 nucleotides. RefSeq names its product tripartite motif-containing protein 16-like. The record is from RefSeq and is a predicted model, not a curated record. NCBI's taxonomy places the organism in Eukaryota, Metazoa, Chordata, Actinopteri, Cypriniformes, Xenocyprididae. Gene Ontology annotation, molecular function: protein binding. The transcript has 6 exons. The coding region runs from base 1 to 1140 and encodes 379 amino acids.